CAAAGGGGCAACACUGGAGGAGACACACUGUUACUCUGUCUCUCUCCUACACAGCUCGCACUUACCCUCUAAGUCCCACACUGGAGACUUAAACUCAAAGAAGACUAGAGGAGAGGAAGACUAUUUUUCACUGAAUGAAGGCCAUAAUAGUCUCAUCCCUUUUUGUGACUUGAAGAUAAACUACUCAUUUUUUAAUAUAUAUAUAUUGUCUUGAAGGCGCGGACAGCGGGAUUCUCUCCCCUCCUCCUUAAAAAAAAGAAAAAAGAAAAAAAAAAGUGUGGUCGGUGUAUAUCCAGGCGGGUGGAUGAGUUGUGUGGAUGUUAUUUCCUGGAUUUUCUCUUCGGGCUGUGUCUUACCGCGGCCCAGAGACGGCAACAGUGUGUGGAAAAGUAGAUUUGAAUGUUAAACAUAUGGCUUCAACGAGGAUAACGCGCUGGAUGCUUGGUGAAGCAUGGUGGUGAAGAUGGUUCGAACGUACUUAAUGGGGCCACCGUCAUGGAGCCGGGUUAAAUGGCCAAGUAUAAUGGGAGCAGGAGUCCUUUAUCUGCUGCUGCUAUCAACCUGUCUCGGCCAAGACACAGAAGAUUGGCAAUAUGAGGAAUGUAAACUGUCUCGGUCAGGUCCUCCUGCUACCAUCGUUGCCAUAGACGAAGAGAGCCCCAACGGAACGUUAUUGGUGGAGAACAUGCAGAUAAAUGGCGUGGCAGAGGGUCCGGAUCGUACCAUCUCUCUUUCUCUAAGGGAUAACCACGACUACUGGGUGAUUCUUGACUCCUCCAAACAGGCCCUUUACCUCAACAGCACCGGACGGGUUCUGGAUAGAGAUCCCCCCUCAUAUAUUCAGUCCAUUGUGGUUCAGGUUCAGUGCACCAACGAGCUGAUAGGCACGGUGAUCUUACAUGAGGUCCGCAUCGUUGUUCGAGACCGCAACGACAAUGCGCCACAUUUCCAGCAGCCAAGAUACUAUGUAGCCGUCAGUGAGCUGACACCAGUAGGAACCACCAUCUUCUCUGGUUUCUGGGGGAACAAUGGGGCGACAGACAUCGAUGACGGUCCCAAUGGACAGAUAGAGUACACGAUCCAGUACAACCCAAAAGACCCGACAGCCAACAGAACCUUUGACAUCCCCUUGACACUGUUUGGCUCUGUCGUUCUAAGAGAAAGACUUAACUACGAGGAGAUAACACGGUACCUGGUCAUCAUACAGGCGAAUGAUCGAGCUCCCUACCCCAGUGAGCGCCGUACAGCCACCACCACUCUGACUGUGGAUGUACUGGAUGGUGACGACUUGGGUCCAAUGUUUCUACCCUGUACGCUUGUGGGAAACACCCGUGACUGUAGUCCCAUCACGUACAAGGCUAAUGUGCUGGAGCUGACGGAGCCGAAUAAGGUGAAUCCCCUCAAUGUGACUCCACCCAUACAAGCUGUGGACCAAGACAGAAACAUACAACCUCCCUCUGACAGACCGGGAAUCUUAUACUCCAUCCUCAUUGGCAAACCAGAUUCCUAUGCAGAAUAUUUCAGCUUGAACAGAACCACGGCGGAGCUCCUGCUACUAAAGCCCAUCGAUAGAGAACUCUACCGCAGAUUUGAUCUGGUUAUCAAGGCAGAACAGAACAAUGGCCACCCCCUGCCAGCUUUUGCCAACCUUCAAAUCGAAGUUCUGGAUGAAAACAACCAGGCACCCUACUUCCUGGAGACCAGUUACCAUGGCUACGUCAGUGAGGCAUCGCCUGUGGGAACCAGUGUAGCGACCAACGACAGCCUGUCUACACCGCUGGCCAUCAUAGCUCUGGAUAACGAUGUGGAGGAGACCAGGGAUCCUCAGCUCCAGUUCUCCUUGGACAGCUAUUCUAAUGUUUUCUCUGUGUCUGCCACUGGAAUCAGAAGAUAUCUCACCCUGGUGCAGCCACUGGACAGAGAGACGCAAGACUCCUAUACAUUCACGCUUAUAGCAUCAGAUGGCGUCCAGCAGAGCACACCGGUUACCGUGACAGUAAAGGUGUUGGACGCGAACGACAACACUCCGACAUUUGCCAAUGUCUCUUAUAAUGUCAACCUGUUUACUGAUAUGAUGCCUGGAGAAACUGUGUUACAGCUGUCAGCAGUAGAUUCUGAUGCAGGUCUCAACGGUCAAGUCACUUACCGGAUCUUAGCUGGUGCCCAAGGACACUUUCUUAUUGGUAACAGCACUGGAGUCAUUACUGUGGCACCAGGUGUCGAGCUGACUGUGGGGCGCAGCUACGCUUUGACUAUAGAAGCUAUGGACAAUGGGCCUGCACCUCAUAGAAGGUCAUCCAUUACUACUGUCUAUAUUGAAGUUUUGCCCCCAAACAACCAGAGCCCGCCCCAUUUCCCCCUGCAACAAUACAACCUGGAGAUCAGUGAAGCUAUGAGGACUGGAGCCACAUUGCUUAAUCUGCAGGCAGUGGAUCGGGAGAGGGACCCCAUCACUUACAAAAUCCACAGCGGAGACCCCUAUGGACAUUUUGCACUACAACAGAAUUCAGGGUAUUUGGUUCUGGACAAGCCUCUGGACAGGGAGUCUCUGGAUUAUUAUACCCUGGUGGUCACAGCCUCAGACGGACAGCCAGAUGGGACCUCCACUGCGAUGGUGAACAUUGUGGUGACAGAUGUUAAUGACAAUGACCCGCUGUUCGAUUCUUCACUGCCAGUGAACCUCACUGUCACCGAAGAGCAGGAUCAUGCCUAUGUUGGGCAAGUCAAGGCUACAGACCCGGAUCUGGGGGCAAGCGGUCAGGUCCAUUAUCGGCUCGUCAACCACCAGCAGCUAUUUUCCAUCAACGCCACCGGAGCAAUCAGAACCGCUUUGCCGCUGGACAGAGAGGUGAAAGGUCACUACUUUCUGAUCGUUGAAGCCUGGGAUGGUGCAGUAGACCCCCGUCGAUCCAGAUUAACACUGUCUGUCACUGUUCUGGAUGUAGACGACAACAGCCCGAUAUUCACCCAACAAACCUACAACGCCAACCUGCCAGAGAACAGCCCCAAAGAUACCGUCAUACUACAAUUAAAGGCGAUAGAUGCCGACCUCAGUUCCAAUCUCACAUAUCGAAUAAGAGCUGAGGGCGCAGACCAGGAGAUCGUCGAGCUGUUCCACGUCGACCCGGUGACGGGGGAGCUCUCGGUUCUUAAGGUCCUGGACUAUGAGGCGCUGACUGACUCAGAACCCACAUACACGUUCACCGUAGAGGCUUCGGACAGAGAGGGGACCAUGCCUCCGGGACUCGCCUCUGUAACUGUCAGAAUAAUGGACAUGAAUGACUUUUCUCCGGUAUUCAGCCAGUCAGUGUACCGAGGAAUGGUUGCCCCUAAUGCUAUCAAGGGAACCAUCGUAACUACAGUGAUGGCCGAUGACUCUGACCCUGCGGGAACACCGGCAGGUCUAGUGCGCUACAAAGUGGACCAGGAAGCGUAUCCAUACUCUGCCAGUAUAUUUGAUGUGGAGGAACAGUCGGGACAUGUGAUCACCAGAGUAAAUCUUAAUGAGGAGCCCAACCUCAAGUUCAGCCUGGUGGUGGUGGCCUAUGAUGAUGGUGAGCCUGUGAAGGAAAACACAACUCUAGUAGAGAUCACAGUCCUUCAGCCCUCUGUCAUUCCUGUGUUCACCAAGGAAGAAUACAGGUUUCCACCAGUGAGCGAGGAGGCUGCUGUUGGAACCCCAGUGGGAGUCAUCAUGGCAGCUGCUGUCAAUCAAACCAUCGUGUACUCCAUCAUCGAUGGCAACCAGGGAGGGGUGUUCGCAUUAAACGAAACAACGGGAGCGAUUUCCACAGCCAAGCCCCUGGACUUUGAGGCCAAUUCCAGCUACGUUCUGAAGGUAGAGGCAGACUCCAUGAGAGUGGUGUCCUCAAACCUCCGCGCCCCCUCAAAGACUAACACAGCUAAGGUGGUGAUUGACAUCCAGGAUGAGAACGACCACCCACCAGUUUUCACCAGACCCCUUUACAUUGGAGGUGUUGCAGAAGAUGCCAAAACUUUCACAUCGGUGUUGCAAGUACAGGCUGUGGACAAAGACACUGGCAACUACAGUUCAAUGAUUUACCGACUGAUCAUCCCCCCUCAGGCUGGAAAAGACACAAAAGACAGCAAAAACGGCUUUGUCAUUGAACCCUACAGCGGUGUAGUGAAGACGGCAAUCAUGUACCGCAACAUGAGGAGGUCGUAUUUUAAGUUUGAGGUGGUUGCUACGGACAACUAUGGUCAAGGACACAGCAGCAAAGCGGAGAUAGUGGUGUCAGUCGUGAACCAGCUGGACAUGCAGGUGGUUGUAUCAAAUGUCCCUCCAACUUAUGUGGAGAAAAACAAAGACAAGCUUCUCAGCAUUUUGGAACGCUACGUCGAGGAUCAGAUACCAGGAGCAAAGGUUGUCGUGGAAACCAUCGGGCCCCAUCGCCAUGGUGAUGGGAUGGAGCAGGAAGACUACACCAAGUCGGACCUCAUGAUUUAUGCCAUCGACCCUCUGACAAAUAGAGCAGUAUCUAGACAGGAGCUCUACAAGUUUAUUGACGGCAAACUCUUGGACAUCAACAAAGAGUUCCAGCCUUUCCUCCCUCCUGGUGGACGGAUUCUGGAGAUCCGCACCCCCGAAGUGGUGACAAGUGUAAAGAAAGCUGUGCAGGCUGUAGGCUACACAGAAGGGGCUCUGUUAGCUCUGGCAGUUAUUAUCAUCAUCUGCUGUGUCCCUGCCAUACUGAUCGUUAUUAUCACUUACAGACAAUUCAAAGAGCGCCAGGCAGAAUGUGCCAAAACAGCCCGUAUCCAGAUGGCACUGCCAAAAGGCAAACCUGGGGGAGGCACUGCCAACAACUUAUAUGAAGAGCUGGGUGACAACGCCAUGCGUGGAUAUGGACAACAAGAGACACAACAACUUCUGCGACCUUCUCUGCUCAGACCAGAGGAGUUAUCAAUGGAAUCUGGCAUCGACCCCGGACAGGACUACUACACACAGGAUUAUUACAACUAUGAUCAUGGGUAUGACCUUCCUCAGUACGGAAGUCGCAGGAAGUUGAUCUCACCCUCCGGCCUCUACGAUGAAUAUGGAGAAGUUGUUGUCGAUGACGACGGCAGCUACUACUACAGCCCACAGGAGUCUGACGGAGAGGUGAGGAGACAGUUUCGAGGAAGUAGAUUAGCCCCACACCCUGCUAACUUCCAGCCCCGUCCUCCACCAAGAAAGAACCCAGGAGACCCCAGAAGUGAGGGCGAUAAAAAACAACCAUUGGCGGUUGCUACGACCAUAAACACAAAGGCCAAGGGCUCGAGUGCGGCCGCCAGGUUGAAAGCCAUGAUGAGAGUCAGCACACUGCUGACCAAAGAGAGCAAAACAUCUGGGCAGCCUCCUGCCAUCCACCCACCAUGGAACAAAGCCAGAAUUGGACCGCUGGAAGUGGGGGGUGGAGGUAGAGAAAGGCUGGAAGAAAGAAAAGAGGAAGGCCUGGGGAAAGGGUUUGAGAGAGGGGAGGCAGGGAAAAGAGAAAACAAAGGAGGAGGAAGAGAUGAAUCAACAGAAAGAGGGAGAGAAAGAGGAGGUAGAGGAGAAAUGGAAACAUGGGGGAGAAGCAACAGAGGUGGUGUGACAAUGGGAAACAAUGGGAUGAGAAAUGCUUUUGGAGGAGAGCACAGGGGAGAACUCCCUGGCUUGUCGUCCUCUGGCCGGUCUUUCAGCCUGGACGGUGGCAUGGUCAUCAAUGGGAGCUACUUCCAGACGUCCCUUGAAGCCAGCAAAACCCUGCCAGUAAAACAAAAGAUGAGUGAGGCCCUCAGUCUUAUCUCCCUCGCCAGAAGGCUCCAGCGACCCGCCAGGGUGGGAGACGAGCAGUGGAGUGAUGGAAAAAGCUUGGAUAGGGGAGAGAAGAACAGCAGGAAGAUGUAUAGCUCCAUAGGAGAUAUGAGUGUUUCUGCAUCAGUGUCAGAGAGAGCCACAGAGGAGGAAAGGAGGAGGUGGGAGUUAGGAGAGGAAGAUAGUUCCAUUGAGGGAUGGUGGAAGAGAGGAAAAAUAUUUCAUGACAGCGAUUCUGAAACAGCAAGUGGCAGCAAGGACUCAGAGUUUAGUCUCUCCAAUGCAAGUAGCCCCACAUCAUCUGUCACAGCCGGGCACGAUAAGACCGAAUCUGAUACAGAAACAGAAAAAAAUGAGUCUGACUCAGGAGCAGAAAAGGAGGAGGGAACUCCUAACACAGACAGAGAGCUGGAGAGUGAAAGCCAAGAGGGAGAGGGGUCAGAGAAGGAGUCAGGGUUAGAGAGUGAGGAUGAGGGGAAAGAGUCGAGCAGAAAACACUCAAAGGGUAGGGUUAGUAACAGUUCCACAAGUAGUGAAAGCAUUAGUAGUAAAAGUAGAAGUGGUCGUGCCAAUUUAAAGAAAGAAAGCAUGAGCAGACGGAGAGGAAGGAGCAGCUGCAAUGAGUCAGAUAGAAACAGCAGCAAUGUCUCUAAAAGUUCAAGAUAUUCGGGUUCUACAGUUUCUAGUUCUAGGCCCAGAACUUCUAGACACCCACUUUCUUCACAUGAAACAAUAGAGGAAGAGAGCGAGGAGCAGAGUGAGGAAGAUGAGGAAUCAGGAGAGGAGGAGGAGGAAGAUGGGAAAAGUCUUGGAUCGCGGAAGUUGUCAUCGAGUAGGCGAGUUUCCAGCCACAACCAAUUAGAUAUCAGCUCGGGCGUGAUCGACACCUCGGACGACUUGUCACCCACCAUCGAGGACGCCGAAGAGGAGGAGGAGAAGAGCAGCAGCCUUGUGGGGGAAGGAAACCAGAAGGAAGAAGUGGGGGAUUUGGAAAAUGAGUCGGCUGAUUGAAAUGCAGAUGAGGACUGAGCCCCCCCUCCCCAUGAUUAAAUUCUUUGCCACUGACAUGGCAGUAGAAAACGUCGGGUCAAGUUGGUGGUGGACCGAGAAUACGAGACCAGCUCCACUGGUGAGGACAGCAUGCCGGAAACCCAACGCACCCGCUUACCCACCACCCUCAACAGCCAUGCUAACGUGAACGGAAG
Molecule: messenger RNA, 7005 nt
Organism: Seriola aureovittata
Lineage: Eukaryota; Metazoa; Chordata; Actinopteri; Carangiformes; Carangidae
Product: protocadherin-15-like
Exons: 41
Coding region: 452-6811 (2119 amino acids)
Biological process (GO): inner ear development; homophilic cell-cell adhesion; sensory perception of sound
Cellular component (GO): plasma membrane; catenin complex; stereocilium
Molecular function (GO): calcium ion binding; cadherin binding
Source: RefSeq, a predicted model, not a curated record